AUGGCAACCGCAACAAUUAUGGAGUCCCUGACCACGAUGAAACAUUCUCGACCGGAACAGGAGGAGCAGAUCGAGUGCUGGGAUGACGAUGACGAUUUACAAUUCAACGAUCCAUUUCGUACUGCAUCCAGCACAGGAUCAGUAACCGGUUCCUCAUUUCGGCCUUCCGGACAUCGCGACUCAAUAUCGUCACGACGAUCUGCUCGAUCGGAUAUGGACUCGAAUGUCGGAGAUGAGGACUGGCAGGUUCCAUUGCACGAUCACGAUGAAGCUGCCAAAGAAGAAGCUCUCGCCUCGGCCAAACAAGCAGGAAUACCCAUACCUGCGAACAUCCCCAGCUCCGCUCUCCUUGGAGGUGCCAUCAAACGCCUAUCGACCCGAAAAACCAAACGGACUUUUGUAGAUGACUGGUCUGAAGAUGUGGAGCUCCCUGGCCCAGACGUGGUGCUGGAGUUAAGAAACCCGCAGGAUGCCACUUUCCCAGAUUCAAUCCGACAAAUAAAUUCAACGAUCGCAAGCCCAAUCAAAUCGACAGCUUCUUUCUCGUGGAAUGAUGAUAUCACAACGCGCUUGCAGUCAGCACUGGCAACCCUAGAUCGGUUCCAGGAUGAGAAUGAUGGUCCCAUGGGUCAAGAUGUCCCAACGCUGAAGAUGCCAGCUCCUCGAUCGCCACAGAAACCAGUACCAAAUAUGGCCACAAGCAUUCUCCCCUCUGACCAGGAAACUGCAGAUUUUGACCAAGAUCUGGAAUUGGCUCCCGAUCAACAGAUUCUGCAAUUAUCCCAUCGAAAAGAUAACACAAGAAUAUCAAGCCCUACCCUGGAUGAUUUUGACCUUGAAUGGUCCGAAGGUAGCAUCGGUGUUCGAGUCGGUGGCACUGCUAGAGAUGGUCGCUCAAUACCCAGUUCAUCAAUAUCCAUUGCCAGUCCCAGUGUAUCCAGUUGUAUCACCGGAGAAAGCGAGGAAGAUGGGUUGGAUGGCUUAGUGUUCCCAGAUGGACCACUCGAUUUUAAUGCUUCUCUCAAGAGACGAGAGGAGACAAUGUCCACAGAGAAUGCAGUCGGGGGCAGCGAAUUACCAAAAAUCCCCAAAGCAUUAGAACCGGAUGAUUUCUUCGCUGGCAUUGAAGUUGAUAACGGAAGAGUCUUUGCGUCGAACAAAUUAACCCUCAAUCCGAAUAUCAAGUGCAAAACGGAGUGGCCGGCCAGCCCAACGCGGCGGUCUGCAACUACCUUGACUUUUACUACUCCUGAUGCCGGUGCAUCUGCUACAACCACCACCACUAUAACAGGCUCUCCGCGUCAGACCACUCGUAUUCCACGCUUGUCUGGUCAUGGUCAUGAACGGCCUCUUUCUACCCAUCUUGAGACUGUCUCGGAAAGCGGUGCACCUGUUCCCAAGUUUCAAAGGUCUCAGUCUCGUCUUGGUCACGCAUCACAGUCUUCGAUUUCUAGUCUAGCCUCAACCGACCCUAUCUCAAGCUCCCCGAACCCGGCGCCGUCGAAUCGAAGGCUUCUGGGAUCGCGAACAUCUCGUAACCUGGCACCUGCGCAGAAUUCUCCUUCUGCUGCUCCGACCAGACUACUCCGAACGAAGAGGUCGCUUCCUACUAUUCGUGGCUCAUCGACCUCUACUCCAACCCAGUCCUCGCAACGAACGCCUCCCAAUCCAGAUGGAUAUACUCCUCCAUCUGCCCUCAGACCCAGGACACCAGUUGAACGGACUAUUCCAAGUGCGAGAACAUCCAAUCCAAGGGUGCCAGCAUCGUUUGGCCAGGUGAUUGCAUCUGAAAGGCAGCCGCAUCACCCAAACAUAAAAACAUACCGUCCUUCCCGCCGUCACAACUCUGAUAGCUCCAAUGACUUGCUCAGUCCGCAACGAACCUCUCUACCAGGCCGAUCAAGUCGAACCGAAUCCUUCCGUCUGAGCCUUGACGACAGCAAAGUGGAAAACGCUCUUGCAACGAACAAACGCACAAUGACUCGUCCGACAAAGCGGCGUAAUUUCGGCGAUGGAACCGAGUUAGAGUCGUUCGAUGAUUUGCCUACAUCGGUCACUGCAGAGAGCAAGUUCACAAAAAACCCAGCCGGUCGAGGGGCUCCUCGAUCAGUACGCCAUAGGCUCAGUCAAAGCCGUGCCACUCCCACUGCUGAAUCCCCUACACCAUCUUUCGCGUCUCCUUUACCAUCUAAAACUCUCAAUUCCACACCACGCUUUGCCCGCGACACAAAUGCAUCCCGAAACGCUCGAGAACAACGUAUUGCAUCUAUGAAUUCCCGGAAUCGCGAGGGCAACCCACUUAGUACAUUUACAUCCAACUGGAAAGCCAAUCCGAUUACUCGGAUUUCACCCAAUGCAGCCCCUGUUCGGAGCCGGAAAAGAUCAAAUACCAAAUCACAAUCCAAGCCUCAUUUGAUUAAGCCCAUGGGAUCAGGGGUGCAAGAGCCUAAGUUCGUCAGAGGCAUGCGCUACAACCCAGACACUUUUGCUUGGGAAGGUAACGAGAACCUCGCCCAGGAGUUUGAUGUGAUGACUGCAUCUAAAUUAUCAAAACCAUCUCCUGCCCUUAUCAGCAAUGUGGGUCCUGUGGGCAAUGUCCAGACCGUGGGUGGUAUGAUCUUUGAUCCUCAACGGAUGUGCUGGCUUCGAGCCACAUCUACGGAACCCGGGCAGCAUGGUCGAAUUGCUCUAGAUGAUGAAGAUGAUGUAUUUGCUGGUCUAGAUGACCUUGAGGACAAAGCUCCUAACAUGGGCCGACAAGGGUGGAAAACUACCCACGUUGGAGGAGAUGAUCCCAGUGCAGGCGAGUCCUCCGAUGAGGGUCCUAUCACCGAAGAGUUUGAUGUGGGACCCGAGUUCAUUCGGAGGCAGAGAGCAGAGGAGGAAAAAUGGAGACGAAAGGUUGAUAAAUGGGUCGGAUUCGAUCGUGGAGAUCGUGAUAACCAUUGGCGAUGGGCUAUUCGUGACCUUGUGACCGCUGGGAGGGAGGAUCCUAUGGUCUAA
Penicillium malachiteum is the source of this 3003-nucleotide messenger RNA. Its product is annotated as putative cytokinesis regulator (Byr4). Gene Ontology annotation, biological process: mitotic spindle orientation checkpoint signaling; regulation of Ras protein signal transduction. Gene Ontology annotation, cellular component: mitotic spindle pole body; SIN/MEN two-component GAP complex. The coding region runs from base 1 to 3003 and encodes 1000 amino acids. The record is from RefSeq and is a predicted model, not a curated record. Lineage: Eukaryota; Fungi; Ascomycota; Eurotiomycetes; Eurotiales; Aspergillaceae. Gene Ontology annotation, molecular function: GTPase activator activity. The transcript has 3 exons.